GUCAAGUCGAUGUUGAGUUAUGGCUGGUGGAUGAGAGGUGGUAAAAAUAACGACUGUCUUUGCGUUAGGAUUCAUUUUAUCUGAUUAUUCGAUGAUCAUUUGGAUAAUUGUGCACUAUUCAGCGAAUUAUUCAGUGGAGUGGUGGGUACUGAGGACCGAGAGAUGAAAGAAUCGUCCUGCGGAUAUCUCCAGAGCUAGUGGAUCUCCAAGAAACUUCCUUCGAGGAUAAUUGCUAAUAAUUCGAGUCAAACAUGAGCUGAUUUUUUAUUCAAUCAGGAAUGACUUCACCCCUUUGAUCUAGAGUUAGAUGAAUUGUUUAAGAUUGAUAAGUAAUGGUGUGAUAGCGUCCAGGACGUUUUUUUUUUCCUGAAUUUGAGCAGUGAGUAACGAUAAUUUGGGGAAAGGGUUAUUUUUUUCUUGUCCGGUGAAAAUAGCAUCAAGGGAUAAAGUGGAAUUGUGGGUGAGGAGGAAAUUGAGCCCAGAUGAACGGUACGUGGAUGACCCGUCGUUAUCAUCAUCCAUUCUUGGAUCAUCCAUCGAGGAAGAGAAUCACGUCAAUUUAUCGAUCACGGAAGCCCCAUAUCCGAUUCAUUGGAAACACCCUCUGAAUGUAUUACCUCCUUGACGCAUUUACAUGGAUUAAGUUCCCUAGACAUAUGGUGAAAUUCUCGUGAUAGAAGAUUUCACUCUGUUCCAUCGACUAACCCCGAAGUCGACGACUGGAAAAGCCAAUUGGGGUAUGACGAAAUAUUCGUUGAUGGUAGUCUACUGUCUAUGUGCCCUCAUCGAUAUGGCGUCCCUUCAUUUUUCCGAGAAAAUAUGCGAACCGGUACUUUCAACGGAGGUCGAAGGGUGGCAUAUUAAAGUCGAUAGCCUAUCGUCUCGCACGAUUCGACUAUCCGCAAGAAAACGCGGAUACCGAUUUUUUCCCAAGAUCGAAAGGGGAUUGGAGAUUGAGGAGUACGGCAGAAAAGAGUCAUCCUUAUCAUUAAGGGACAUCCUACCCUUCAAUCCUAAGGCUUAUGAUAAACACAGACCACCGAAAUUCGCUGGACAACCGACUGUUGUUUACUUCCAUGUCACUGUGCUCAGUAUCGACUCCAUAAAUGAGGAAUCAAUGACUUACGUUGCCGACAUAUUUCUGGCUCAAAGCUGGCGUGACUCGAGGCUAAGACUUCCGGAAAACAUGUCCGAGGAAUACAGAAUACUCGACGUCGAUUGGCUGCACAACAUAUGGAGGCCGGACUGCUUCUUCAAGAACGCCAAGAAGGUCACCUUCCACGAGAUGUCGAUACCAAAUCACUAUCUCUGGCUCUAUCACGAUAAGACUUUACUCUACAUGUCCAAACUCACCCUCGUUUUAUCCUGCGCCAUGAAGUUCGAGUCUUACCCACACGACACGCAGAAUUGCUCCAUGAUGAUUGAGAGUCUAUCUCACACGACUCAGGACCUCGUCUUCAUCUGGAACAUGACAGAUCCGCUGGUCGUGAAUCCAGAGAUCGAGUUACCCCAGCUCGACAUCUCCAAUAACUACACGACAGACUGCACAAUCGAGUACUCGACUGGCAAUUUUACGUGCAUACAAAUUGUCUUCAACCUGAGACGUAGACUGGGCUAUCACCUCUUCCACACGUACAUCCCAUCAGCCCUAAUCGUCGUCAUGUCGUGGAUUGCAUUUUGGAUAAAACCAGAGGCUAUUCCUGCACGCGUCACCCUGGGAGUUACAUCAUUAUUGACACUGGCAACGCAAAAUACACAAUCCCAACAAUCCCUGCCGCCAGUAUCGUAUGUCAAAGCAAUCGACGUUUGGAUGUCAUCGUGCAGUGUAUUUGUCUUCCUCUCGCUAAUGGAAUUUGCUGUUGUCAAUAAUUACAUGGGUCCAGUUGCAACUAAAGCAAUGAAGGGGUACUCUGACGAGGACAUCAGGGAGUCGAUUGAUGAAUUUAAGACACCGAUGAGACCGGAGUCUCGGAACAGAAGUCCUAUGAGACCAUUCACUGUCCAAUAUGAUACCUGCUGUCAGGGCCGAGCCACUGCUAUCUACAUCGACAAGCUCUCAAGAUUCCUCUUUCCCUUUUCCUUCUUUAUUCUCAACAUCGUUUAUUGGAGCACUUUUCUAUAAUGUUUUUUUCAAGAUUCACUUGGCUUUAAAGUGCAAUUGUCAACGUCCACAUUCUCAAUGAGACGGCAUUACCAUUUUAAGUUUAAUGAGGUUUAAGUAUUUUUCGCCAUUCAAUUGUUAAUUCUACGAGUUAUUAAAAAAUAGUCAU
This is a messenger RNA of Fopius arisanus, 2270 nucleotides long. It is a transcript of the gene HisCl1, whose product is annotated as Histamine-gated chloride channel subunit 1. Gene Ontology annotation, molecular function: excitatory extracellular ligand-gated monoatomic ion channel activity; transmembrane signaling receptor activity; chloride channel activity. Lineage: Eukaryota; Metazoa; Arthropoda; Insecta; Hymenoptera; Braconidae. The transcript has 9 exons. Bases 740 to 2122 code for a protein of 460 amino acids. The record is from RefSeq and is a predicted model, not a curated record. Gene Ontology annotation, cellular component: neuron projection; synapse; plasma membrane. Gene Ontology annotation, biological process: chloride transmembrane transport; nervous system process; chemical synaptic transmission.